AUGGGUACAAGGAGAAUUUGGAAUGUUAAUUCAAUAGGGAUAUGGAAAAUGGUGUAUAAUUUGGUGAAAGAUAAUAAUUUGAUUAUAGUGAUGAAUAAAGUAAAGGUCCACUCUGAUGAUACAGGAAACAAUAUAGCAGAUUCAUUAAGUAAACAAGGGUUGAAUGAAAAGGAUGAUGAUUACCGAGUGUAUAUUAAUAUCGAUAGUGAGACUUCGUGGGAAUAUAUGGUGUAUUGGAAAGGAAAUAUUACGAGAAAGUUCAAGAAAUUCAUGAAAAAAUAUAAUCAAGUUAAAUGUAAAGCGGAAUGGUUGUGA
Molecule: messenger RNA, 315 nt
Organism: Rhizophagus irregularis DAOM 181602=DAOM 197198
Lineage: Eukaryota; Fungi; Glomeromycota; Glomeromycetes; Glomerales; Glomeraceae
Molecular function (GO): nucleic acid binding
Source: RefSeq, a predicted model, not a curated record